AUGACAGACGUUAAGGCAGCAGACCUCAUCAUCUACUGUUUCAUGCUGCUUCACGAUCCACUUAACAUAACCAUCAGUAUCAAUGUGGUGGGAAUUUUAGAAGUGGAUGAAAAACUCCAAACCCUGACAAUAUUCUUAUGGCAAAUGCUGGAGUGGGACAUAGAGGGACUGAGCUGGGAUGAGAAAGAAUGUGGAACUAAAAGAGUCUCUGUCCCUUGGGAAAAGCUUUGGAUCCCAGAUGUCCAAAUCACUGAGUUCAUGGACGAGGACAGAUCUCCCAAAAGUCCAUAUAUCUACAUACACAACACAGGUCAGGUUUUUGAUAGUAAGCCGCUCAGAGUGAUCAGUUCCUGCCGAUUAGUAAUCUACACAUUCCCCUUCGAUAUCCAAAACUGCUCUCUGACAUUUGGAUCCCAUGUUCACACUGAUUCAGACAUAAGGAUGAUUCAAGGCCAUACAGCUGAGGAGAUCCUGAAAGAGUCCAGAGACGUGAUAGAGACCAAUGGGGAAUGGGAGCUUGUGGACAUCAAAUUAGCUCCAAAUACUCUGGUGUUAGGUGAUGAGGGGAACUUCUCUAAGGUCAUAUACUAUAUUGUUUUAAGACGUAGGCCAAUCCUGUACAUUGUGAACAUCCUGAUGCCCAGCUGCUUCCUCAUCACAGUGGACAUUUUCAGCUUCCUGCUGCCUCCUCAUAGUGUGGACAGAUGCGCCUUCAAGAUGACCCUCAUUCUGGGCUACACAGUCUUCCUGCUAAUCAUGAAUGACCUGCUGCCUGUCACUGGAUAUACAACACCUCUCUUGAAUGUUUUAUUCUCAAUGAGUUUCGCUCUGAUGGUGAUCAGUCUGUUGGAGACAAUAUUUAUCACUAAUAUCCAUUGUAGCUUCAGCCAGUUCAGUACGGUGCCUCACUGGCUAAGUGUCUUUGUGCUACAGUAUCUAGCUGUAGUUGUGUUUCUCCCCCCCAAAAAGAAGAAAUGUAUCACCACAUCACUCUACUCUUUCUUUUUGAUAUACUCAGCAAUGAAUACAUGCAUCAUCCCAACAAUUGAGCUUCAGAGCACCGCUGGUAAUACACCUUCAGUAAAGUCCCCUCAAGAGCUGACUGCGGAUGAACUGAGGAAGCUCAGCAAUGAUCUCAAGGCCAUCCGCCUCCAGAUGGAAAAACAUUUAGAGGGGUCCAAAAUCUCACAGGAGUGGUACAUGAUCGGGAUAGUCAUGGACCGUCUGCUGUUUGGCAUGUACAUUGUCUUCAUGUUGGUCAGUUUUAUUACCAUUACAUGUAUCUGGGUUUUAAGUACAGCUAUGCCUUUACUGUAA
This is a messenger RNA of Scomber scombrus (Atlantic mackerel), 1317 nucleotides long. RefSeq names its product 5-hydroxytryptamine receptor 3A-like. Gene Ontology annotation, biological process: monoatomic ion transmembrane transport; regulation of membrane potential; chemical synaptic transmission. NCBI's taxonomy places the organism in Eukaryota, Metazoa, Chordata, Actinopteri, Scombriformes, Scombridae. Gene Ontology annotation, cellular component: synapse; neuron projection; membrane. The record is from RefSeq and is a predicted model, not a curated record. Gene Ontology annotation, molecular function: transmembrane signaling receptor activity; neurotransmitter receptor activity; extracellular ligand-gated monoatomic ion channel activity. The transcript is spliced from 10 exons. Bases 1 to 1317 code for a protein of 438 amino acids.